This is a messenger RNA of Helianthus annuus (common sunflower), 657 nucleotides long. RefSeq lists its product as uncharacterized. The transcript is spliced from 2 exons. The coding region runs from base 1 to 657 and encodes 218 amino acids. NCBI's taxonomy places the organism in Eukaryota, Viridiplantae, Streptophyta, Magnoliopsida, Asterales, Asteraceae. The record is from RefSeq and is a predicted model, not a curated record.
AUGAAAGAAAAUUCCGGAGAACGUAAGGGUUGUUCAUAUAAGGAGUUUAUGGCGUAUAAACCGCCAAUUUACAACGGGGAAGUUGACCCGAUAAUAUGCCAAAGAUGGCUAAGUGAUGUCGAAGGGGUGUUUGAAUGGACCCACUGUGACGUGAGCGAUUUUGUGGCUUACGGAACGGGUCAGUUGAGGGGUCAAGCCAAGGACUGGUGGGAUAACAAAAAGAGAGAGAUUGGAGCCGAAGCGGCAAGGGUCAUGACAUGGGAUGAGUUUAAGGUACCAUUCCUUAAACAUCACAGUCCCAAGGCGGUUAUCCACAGGAUCAAGGAAGAGUUCUUCCAGUUAAGGCAAAGGGGUGAAACGAUUGAUAAAAUCACGGGUAUAUUCAUGGAUAAGCUGAGGUUCUGUGAUGAGUUAGUGACUACAGAGGAGCAGAAAAUAUAUUAUUAUUAUAAUAUGUUAAGCGCUGAGUACCGAGAGUUCAUGACCCCUUCCAAGUAUGAGACGCUCACCGAGAUCAUAAAUAUGGCUCGGGAGAGAGAAAUCGAACAUAAAAAGCAAAUGAAACGGGGUGAACGAAGGGUAGUGGAAGUUAACCCGAGCCCUACAAAGAAGGCUGGAACAACUGAGUCGGUGAAGAAGACGGAUGCGAAGGUUUAG